AUGAAGCUAUUAUUAAUGAUCCUGGCGGGAGUGCUCGCCAUCGUUAAUACAAAGUUGCAAAGAAUCAAUGCUCAAGGUACGCUCUCUUGUUUUGGCAAGCCGGUGCAUGGGGCCACGGUGGAACUUUGGGAGAGAAAUGAGAAAGGUCCCAACGAUCUUCUUGCAACGACCACAUCCAAAAACGGCACUUACUCUCUGGAUGGAAGUGAGGAUGAGGAGGGCGCCCUUGAACCAUUCCUUGUGAUUAUACACAACUGCAAUGUGACAUGUAAGGGCUGUCAUCAGUCUUUGGUGUAUGAGCUCAGAGAUUCGUGUCGGUGCAAGAAGACGAUAACCCAUAAAUCUUUUGGUUUGUCAGAGAUGCGGCUGGAAACGGAAAAAUGGCUAGCUCGUUAA
Molecule: messenger RNA, 396 nt
Organism: Cylicocyclus nassatus
Lineage: Eukaryota; Metazoa; Nematoda; Chromadorea; Rhabditida; Strongylidae
Source: the annotation of a GenBank genome assembly